UAUAUUACGUAAGAAUGAGUGUAAAUACAGAUUGUAAAAAUUAUUUCCAUACAUCACAGGAAGACAAAAUGAGUAAAAUCAACACAAAGAAAGAAAUAACCAUAUCUUCUUGGAUAUGGAUUGAAAAUGUAGCUCUGACUUUAAUUAAUUUUACACAAUGGAGAUUUUAUACCGUAAGUGUUAACGAGAGAUGAGGUUGUCUUCUCAAUAAAUAGCGUCCUCACGUCUCUGAAUCUAGCACACAGAGAUAAAAUAUCACUUGUCAGUCUAAACAAACUAAAGAAAAAUAUAUUGAUAUGGAGAACCAAGUUAUGUCUUCUGCAAGCUCUUCCCUGGCCCAACUCAAAACAUGCAAUGACAUUAACGUGGCUGUGGAGGAGUCCAAGGAGACGGCAACGGAGAACAACAAUCCGGGACUAGGGUCUGAUUCUCAGGAAGUUGUGACUGAAAGGAGGAGUGAGAACCCUAGUCUCGGAUCUGGUGCUGUCCCAACAGGAAACGGCUUCAUUUGUCGCUUUUGCAAUAAGCGGUGCUCAUCCUCUCAAAGCCUAGGUGGUCACAUGAACUCGCACACGAGGGAGCUACAGUGGGAAAGGAAGCAGAAGGAGAUGGAACAACAGUUCCAUCGUCAGUGGAUAUUAAGUCAAUAUUCACAAGGUGCUUUAUCAAAUGAUAAUAAUCUUGGGAACACUUCUGAACCUUUCAAACGCAUAUGUACCGGCCUUUAUCCAUCUUUCAAUAGCGGACUCAUGGACAUGAAUAUGACCGUAGUUCCUCGCAUGGCUCCUACUGGUUUCUUCUCAGGGAACACUUUCACUAACGGUUCCUUUUCAGGGGGACUUGAGCCAAUACCCUCCUACAACAACUAUCCCCCGAUGCUCCCUAGAAACGUUCCUCCUUUUCCUCCACAUAGGACUACCAAUCUUCCUAGCUAUUGGUAUCCGCAAGAGAAUGUAUUGAACGAGGAGGAUGUCAUCUUAAAGCUAGGAAAUGACAAUAUUGUGGAGAUUGAUGAUGAUGAUGAUGACGAUGCUGUUGAUCAGCCAGAAGAAGGGCCUUCUAAGAGCUGGGGCGCUGAUCUAUCCCUUUAAGUAUUGUUUAGUUUUCAUUUUGAGGUAUCAUAUCUAUUAGAGACCUCUCUCUAUCAUAUCUAUCUCUGAAUGUUGUUUUUCUCUUCUUCUUUUUUAAUUGUACUUCAUUUUAAAUAUUCCUUUGGAUGUAGCAUCUCUUCUUCUUGUUGAUUUGCUUUUUUUUUUCUUUAUCAAUUUAUGUUUCCUUUUUCUCUGCCAUCUAUAUAUCAUGACUUCAUGAGUCAUUUAUCAUUUCGGCAGUUGUCAAAAUCCUUGGUUGGGGAAGUAAUUUAUACCAAUGUUAUGUCUCUUGAUUACAAA
Messenger RNA from Brassica napus (rape), 1391 nucleotides. Its product is annotated as zinc finger protein STAMENLESS 1-like. NCBI's taxonomy places the organism in Eukaryota, Viridiplantae, Streptophyta, Magnoliopsida, Brassicales, Brassicaceae. The transcript has a single exon. Gene Ontology annotation, molecular function: DNA-binding transcription factor activity. Bases 297 to 1091 code for a protein of 264 amino acids. The record is from RefSeq and is a predicted model, not a curated record.